AUGCAAACAGAGAUUCUUGACAAGUUCCACCAAGGGCAUCUGGGAAUGGAAAAAUGCAAACUCCAAGCCAAGUCAGCUGUAUAUUGGGUAGGUGUGUACAAAGACAUAGAAAGGAUGGUUUUUACAUGCCACAUCUGUCAAAAGUACAGAAACUCACAACAAAAGGAGGAAAUGAUACCCAGUGACAUCCCAAGAAGGCCAUGGCAAGCUAUUGGAGUAGAUCUGUUCACAGAGAACCAAGAAUGGUACUUGAUAAUGGUCUGCUACUACUCCAAAUUCCCAUUUGUGAGAAAAGUGAAAGACCUGAGAGCCAAAACAAUAACUACAGUGGCUCGAGGACUUGUGUCAGAGCAGAUCAUAUGUGACAAUGGAACCCAGUUCACGUUUCAGGAAUUCAAAAAGCUAGCCAAUGAGUACGGGUUCAACAUUACAACCUCAUCUCCACACUACCCCAAAGGUCAUGGAUUCAUAGAAAGACAGGUGCAGACAAGAGAACACUAG
Messenger RNA from Octopus bimaculoides (California two-spot octopus), 501 nucleotides. RefSeq lists its product as uncharacterized. The record is from RefSeq and is a predicted model, not a curated record. NCBI's taxonomy places the organism in Eukaryota, Metazoa, Mollusca, Cephalopoda, Octopoda, Octopodidae.